GUUCUAACAUUUGUUUAAAGCGAGGUUCAGUUAAUGGUGGAAGGCCGCUUCCGCGACUCCCUAGGCGCUUGCCUUUGUAAUAAAGGCGGGCAUCUAUCUUCUUCUGCCUUCUUGUCCUUUGUUAUCCUCUCCUCUCCUCUCCUCUCAUUAUUAUAAUUUACAGCCAAAGCAGCUACGAGUGUCAGGUAGAAGUAUCUACCUUCGCAUCCUUCUAUCCUUUCCAUCUUCCCCCGUCCCAUUCCAUGUAUAUCUGUCUGCCUGCUCCUCCCCAUCUUAACUCCAUGUGAGACAGUUCUUUGCAGAGUGAGAUAGGUUUGCUUUCCGAGAAAGAGGAAACAGAUCUAUCCCAGGCCUCUUCUGAAGAGACAGAUCGGCCUCUUCUUCAUGCUUCCAGCGGACAAGCUCAAGAGAAAUCCUUCCUGAACCCACUUCAUCGUAGCGUUCCAAAAAGCAGGAGCCAUAUAAAAGGCCGACCUUCAAAGAACGAGCUUCCUCCUCACUCUUUGUGUGUCUCCAUCUCCAUGGAUGCCUAUCUAUGGAGAAACCGGCAGCAGUCAGAGCAUCAGCCUUGUGCAGGGCACACAAAGCUCCAGCACUUGGAUCAGCAGCAGUCACAUGCCUCUGCUCUCGCUCUGCUUGCGCCUGAGCCCAACAGCAGCCUCAAUAAGGACGUAGGUUAUUUCACUCUGGCGCAGUGGCAGGAGCUCGAGUUGCAAGCUUUGAUCUACAAGUACAUGUUAGCUGGGGCUUCUGUUCCUAUGGAGCUUAUUCUGCCCAUCAAAAGGAGCCUUCUCGGUGCAUCUCCCUACUUGCACUACCCUGAGUUCUAUCACCAUCUCCAGCCAUCCCUUUCGGCCUUGCAAACGGGCUACUGGGGGAAAUGCACCAUGGAUCCUGAGCCAGGAAGAUGCAGGCGGACAGAUGGGAAGAAGUGGAGAUGCUCAAGAGAAGUUGUGGUGGGUCAAAAGUAUUGCGAGCGUCAUGUUCACCGUGGCCGAAACCGUUCAAGAAAGCAUGUGGAAGCCCCCACACCAUAUUAUUCCAAGAGUAGUUCCAAAAGUGGCCUUUGCUCGCCUUCACCAUUGUUGGCUCAAGAGAACCAUUUCGACCUUCCUAGAUCGUUGGCCACACUAAAUACCCAAUCUCUGGACCAGAGGACGACUGUUGAAAAGAAUCUUCAAAGCAAUUGCCUGAACUUCUACCUCAAGAACCUUCAAGACGACAAAGCCGAAGGCUAUGUGCUCCAGAGUUUCUUGGACGAGUGGCCAAAAUCCCAACGAGAGAACACCGACAGCAUCGACUACACCGUCCAUCCUGCUUCGACCACCCACCUCUCUAUUUCAGCUCCUGGGAAUCAAUUAUCAGAUUUCUCUCUGAAACUUUCCACUGGAAAUCCUGAGAGGCCUGGACAAGAUAACAAAAAUGGCUGCGAAACACAACUGUUGGUCAGCUAUGGACAGGCAUCUAUGGGUGGUCCGCUAGCGGAGGCACUCCGUUCGUCAGCCUCGACUCACUCGCCGACUAGUGUUUUGCACAAUUCGAACGGAUCUAUAUCCGAAAUCAGCAGCAUUAGCCCAUGAGAACUGUCUCUCAGUCGCAUUCAUUUGCUAGAUCUAUGGCUAUACAUUUCAUGAUUUGGUAACUCGUCUUGUUUCCAUAUCUGUCAAGUUUUUCUAGUUUGCAUGCAUCUUUAGAUUUGGUUUUCUGCGUUGUUUCAGUCUGGAGGAUGAUUAUCUGGAGUUUCUUAUGUGAUUUUUCUGUGUCUGGAGUAAAAGGGUAGUGAUUUUUCUGUGUUAUCAUGGUUUUGUUUCGAGACAGUAGAUUGUGUUAUUGUUUCUCUUAA
Messenger RNA from Zingiber officinale, 1843 nucleotides. Its product is annotated as growth-regulating factor 3-like. Bases 522 to 1580 code for a protein of 352 amino acids. Gene Ontology annotation, biological process: developmental process; DNA-templated transcription; regulation of DNA-templated transcription. Lineage: Eukaryota; Viridiplantae; Streptophyta; Magnoliopsida; Zingiberales; Zingiberaceae. The transcript has 4 exons. Gene Ontology annotation, molecular function: ATP binding. Gene Ontology annotation, cellular component: nucleus. The record is from RefSeq and is a predicted model, not a curated record.